UGAACCAUGUAAAUGUGAUCGCUUAUCCAGCGAAAGGGAAGCAGACAAAUCGAUCCCUCCGUUUGCUAUCUUUCCCUUCGUUUGAUUUGAUAUGUGAAGCAUUGAAGGCAGCGAAAGCACUUUAUCAAUUCUUCACAUUGUUCUCUCUCUAUCUCUCUUUUGCUGAGACAGCUGCAGUCGCAACGGCAGCAGCAGAGCAGGCCAAGCCAAGCGCAACGACAGCACAAACGAGCAGGGGCAGGGCCAGAUCCAUAAACAAUUCCUCCAAAGAAUAGAAAACCUCCCUCCCACUUUGUUUGUUAAAUUAAUGCAAGGGGGGAAGAGCACAUCAAAGGCCACACCGCUGCUCGCCCCUCACUUUAAAGCCCCCGCAGCGCACACAGCACCGAAACCGAAGCCACCACAGCUUCGUUGCGAAUAAAAGGCCCCAAGCCAGCAUUUUUCUCGUAGCAAGACUCUCCUCCUUUUUGCCUCCUUGUUCUUUUCCUAUCCAGGGCAAUGGUUGCCUCCGAGGAGCAGAGGACGAUGGGGCUCGCCGCGGCAGUGGCCGCGGUUGCCUCGGCCUGAGGGGCGGUGAUGCUUCUGCUGCUGCUGCCGAGGACCCGCAGGAAGGGGACAGCGAGUGUGGUGGGUGGGGAAAGGUUGGAUUUUUAGCCUUUUUUUCCUUCUUUCCGGAGGCGGAGUGAUGGCGAUGGUAGUAGUGAGUGGGAAGGAGGUGGGGAAAGCGCAGCAACAUGCGGCAGCGCUGGAGGCGGGGAAAUACGUGAGGUACACGCCGGAGCAGGUGGAGGCGCUCGAGAGGGUCUACAGCGAGUGCCCCAAACCGAGCUCGCUGAGGCGACAACAGCUCAUACGAGAGUGCCCGAUCCUCUCCAACAUCGAGCCCAAGCAGAUCAAAGUCUGGUUUCAGAAUCGGAGAUGCAGGGAGAAACAAAGAAAGGAAGCUUCUCGGCUCCAAACAGUGAACCGCAAGCUCAGUGCUAUGAACAAAUUGUUGAUGGAGGAAAAUGACCGGCUGCAGAAGCAGGUUUCUCAGCUUGUGUAUGAUAAUGGCUACAUGCGCCAGCAAAUACAUACUACAUCUGGAGCGACCACUGACAACAGUUGUGAGUCUGUAGUUGCUAGCGGUCAGCACCAUCAACAAAACCCAAUGCCUCGGCAUCCACCAAGAGAUGCAAACAACCCUGCAGGUCUUCUUGCUAUUGCUGAGGAGACAUUGACAGAGUUCCUGUCAAAGGCUACUGGAACUGCUGUCGAUUGGGUUCAGAUGGUUGGGAUGAAGCCUGGUCCGGAUUCCAUUGGAAUCAUUGCUGUUUCCCACAAUUGCAGUGGAGUAGCAGCUAGAGCUUGUGGCCUUGUGAGUUUAGAACCCACAAAGGUUGCAGAGAUCCUUAAAGAUUGUCCAUCUUGGUAUUGUGAUUGCCGUUGCCUCGAUGUGCUUACUGUAAUUCCCACAGGAAAUGGUGGGAAUAUUGAACUUGUCUAUAUGCAGACAUAUGCACCUACUACACUGGCAGUAGCCCGAGAUUUUUGGACACUGAGGUAUACGACAGCUCUGGAAGAUGGAAGUCUUGUGAUUUGUGAGAGGUCUUUGACGCCUACGACUGGUGGUCCUCCUGGUCCAUCUGUUCCAAAUUUUGUAAGAGCUGAAAUGCUUCCCAGUGGCUAUCUAAUUCGGCCGUGUGAUGGUGGUGGUUCCAUGAUUCACAUAGUGGAUCAUGUUGAUUUAGAUGCGUGGAGUGUCCCUGAGGUUCUUAGACCCUUGUAUGAAUCACCAAAAAUUUUGGCACAGAAAGUGACUAUUGCCGCACUUCGCUACCUCAGACAAAUUGCUCAUGAGAGUAGUGGUGAAGUUCCAUUCAGUGUGGGGCGGCAACCUGCUAUCAUGAGGACCUUCAGUCAGAGGUUGAGCAGAGGUUUUAAUGAUGCUGUGAAUGGGUUUGCUGAUGAUGGUUGGACAAUACUUGGUAGCGAUGGAAUCGAGGAUGUUACAAUUGCAAUAAAUUCUUCUCCUAAUAAAUUACUAGGAAGUCAUGUUAAUUCUUCGACAAUGUUUUCAGCCCUUGGAGGAGGCAUUCUUUGUGCAAAGGCAUCCAUGUUGCUACAGAAUGUUCCUCCUGCUAUGUUGGUUCGCUUCUUGAGGGAGCAUCGUUCGGAAUGGGCUGAUUGUAGUGUCGAUGCAUAUUCUGCUGCUUCUUUGAGAGCUUGCCCAUUUGCCGUCCCUGGUGUUAGACCAAGUGGUGGAUUCUUAGGUAGUCAAGUCAUACUUCCUCUUGCUCACACCGCAGAACACGAGGAGUUCUUAGAGGUGAUUCGGCUCGAAGGACAUGGUUUCAAUCAGGAUGAUAUAAUUUUGCCGAGGGAUUUAUACUUGCUCCAGCUUUGCAGUGGAAUUGAUGAAAAUGCUUCUGGUGCUUGUGCUCAGCUUGUUUUUGCACCUAUUGAUGAAUCUUUCGACGAUGAUCUUCCAUUACUACCUUCAGGUUUUCGUGUCAUACCGCUGGAUCUUAAAUCAGAUUCUCCUUCAACUAUACGAACUCUCGAUUUGGCAUCCACACUCGAGACUGGAUCCAGUGGAACUGCUCGCUCUGUUACUGAUUCUAGCUCCAGCGCGCACAACCUGCGGUCUGUUCUUACGAUAGCUUUCCAGUUCACUUAUGAUAAUCAUCUGCGAGAUAAUGUGGCAAUGAUGGCGAGGCAAUAUGUCCGAAGUGUGGUCACCUCAGUGCAAAGAGUUGCUAUGGCAAUUUCACCUUCUCGUCCCGGUUGUCAGCUUGCAGGCAAGGAUCUGCCCGGUUCUCCCGAAGCUCACACUCUUGCACGAUGGGUUAGCACAAGCUACAGGGUUCAGUCUGGUGUUGAACUUUUCCGAGUAGAAUCACAAGCUACUGAUGCUUUGGUAAAAUUGCUAUGGCACCACUCUGAUGCAAUCAUGUGUUGUUCUUUGAAGGCUUUGCCGGUCUUCACUUUUUCGAAUCAAGCUGGGUUGGAUAUGCUGGAGACCACCUUGAUAGCUCUGCAGGACAUCACACUGGAAAGGAUUCUCGAUGACAAUGGCCGGAAGGCGCUUUGCUCAGAGUUCCCCAAGAUCAUGCAGCAGGGUUUUGCUUGCCUUCCUCCUGGUAUCUGCUUGUCGAGCAUGGGGAGGCCAGUAUCAUACGAGCAAGCCGUGGCAUGGAAAGUCCUGAACGACGAUGACAUGCCUCACUGUCUCGCCUUCAUGUUCCUCAAUUGGACGUUUGUUUGAUGGGAACUCAUCGAUCAGACUUAGUAAUCUUAAGUUAUCUAGCUCUAGUAAUGGAUGAAACGCUGAAAAGUCAUCCCUUUUGCUUAAGUUAUUUGUGUUGAACUUUUAAACUCUUAUCUGAAGACAAGCAUAUCCUACCUAUUUAGUUGAAACCUGACAAUGCUAUUUUAUGUAACUUCUCUUUAGUGCCUUUUUGCUUCAAGCCUUGAUUUCGAUUAGCUGAAAA
Messenger RNA from Zingiber officinale, 3473 nucleotides. Its product is annotated as homeobox-leucine zipper protein HOX32-like. The coding region runs from base 686 to 3247 and encodes 853 amino acids. Lineage: Eukaryota; Viridiplantae; Streptophyta; Magnoliopsida; Zingiberales; Zingiberaceae. The record is from RefSeq and is a predicted model, not a curated record. Gene Ontology annotation, molecular function: DNA binding; lipid binding; DNA-binding transcription factor activity. The transcript is spliced from 18 exons.